UGUUUGUGGAAUUUUAAAUGGUACAUUGAAGAGUGUAAUGAUACCAUGAGACUUAGGUAUCUUCAAUCGGCUUGCGAUUUAUUUGGCUUACCGUGGUCUUGAUACUGUAUUUUCACAUCAACAGACUCAUCAUUGAACGCCUGUAUCUUUCUAAUACACAGAACUGGUGAAAAAUAAACAGUACGGUAAGUUGAGUUGUAUCAAAUUUCGCUGAUGUGCGAAAUUGCCUCGGAUACUACCUUGUAUUGCUGUGUGCCUCUCCAAUAACAUCAGCUUCCCAAGCCAGGUAUAGGAUCUUGAGCUGAGCACGCAUCCUUCAAUCUUCAAUUUACCUUUCAACCUCACAAGUAUUUACAGGCUACAAGAUGGUUUCCAAUAGAUAUAGUCGUGAAGGCAUUGAUGAGCACACAGAACUCUUCCAACCGCAGCUUCCAAUCCUCACGCGCGCAUGGUACUUCAUUCAGCUAUGGGGACUGAAGAUAGCUAUUGUGAUAACCUUCAGAAUCCUGCGCUUUCUACGACCAGUACCUCUAGAAGCUCGACCUACGAAGCUCUUGGCAUAUCCAUGUCGACCCAAUCUGCCAACGCGAAUCUUUAUUCCAACAUCGAAGCAAGCUGACAAUGAACCGCUUCCAUUAUACUUGGAUCUUCACGGCGGAGGACAUGCUUUGAUGUUUGCAGAAUUCGACGACGAGAUCUGUGCGACGAUUGCGAAUCGUUUGAACGUUAUCGUUGUGAGCAUCGAGUAUAGUCUGACACCAUCGAAUAGAUUUCCGACAUUAACAAACGACAUUGUUGCUAUCGCGCAAGCCACAAUCAACAAUCCCGACCUGAACAUUGACAAGUCGCGUGUUGUAUUGGGAGGUUUUAGUGCAGGAGGAAACUUGGCUUUAUCUGCGGCUCAAAUACCUGAUUUACGGGAAAAAUUGAAUGCAGUAAUAGCCUGGUAUCCGGUGAUGGACUUCACGCUCACGCCGGACGAGAAGAAAGCCUCGCGGCCAUAUCGAAACGCAAAGGACUUGGAUGAUCUACCAGAUUUUGGGCCAGUCCUCGAAUGGGGCCAUAUUCCUCCUGGACAGAACCUCCGUGAUCCACUAUUGAGCACUAGAUUUGCUCGCAGGGACGACCUUCCCAAACGGAUAUAUAUAAUCGGGGCAGAGUACGACAUGCUCGCUAAAGAAGCUAGGGAUACAGCUUUUGACCUUGCCGGUUUGAAUGAGGAAGAACGGAAAGAAGGGGUGUAUGGUUUUGAGAAGGAUACCUAUAAGUGGACACUGGUAAGAGAUGUUCGACAUGGCUUCACUCAUGACUUGAUGGACAAUAAAGGGCCGGAUGCAGAGGCUAUGCGGAAACUCAGGACGGAUGAAAUAUUGGAGCAGGUAGGAGACUGGCUAUUCAAAGGACCCUUCUCCAAACAUUGAGAUAUCCGAUGUCACUCAAAAACUAUGGCUAUCAUUACUUUCAUGUGAGCUUGUAGCAAUGCUUGGUUGGACAAAUGGGUUGGGUUAGCGUUAUACCAAUUGAAUUCUAUACUCUUGAUGUUAUAUUUUCAAUCG
This is a messenger RNA of Sclerotinia trifoliorum, 1556 nucleotides long. The record is from the annotation of a GenBank genome assembly. Lineage: Eukaryota; Fungi; Ascomycota; Leotiomycetes; Helotiales; Sclerotiniaceae.